Molecule: messenger RNA, 313 nt
Organism: Anolis sagrei ordinatus
Lineage: Eukaryota; Metazoa; Chordata; Lepidosauria; Squamata; Anolidae
Product: tubulin beta chain-like
Biological process (GO): mitotic cell cycle; microtubule cytoskeleton organization
Cellular component (GO): microtubule; cytoplasm
Molecular function (GO): GTPase activity; GTP binding; structural constituent of cytoskeleton
Source: RefSeq, a predicted model, not a curated record
AACAAUGUCAAAACAGCCAUGUGCGACAUCCCUCCCCAAGGUCUCAAAAUGGCAGUCACCUUCAUCGGCAAUAGCACAGCUAUUCAAGAGCUGUUCAAGCACAUCUCCAAGCAGUUCACUGCUAUGUUCCGCCGCAUGGCCUUCCUCCACUGGUACACAGGUGAGGGCAUGGAUGAGAUGGAGUUCACAGAGGCUGAGAGCAACAUGAGUGACCUGGUCUCCGAAUACCAGCAGUACCAGGACGCCACAACUGAGGAAGAGGAGGAUUUCGGCGAAGAGGCCGAGGAGGAAGCUUGAGGUUAACCCUGCUAUC